UAUUGCUGCUAUUUGGCGCGUGAAUCGAAUUUAGGGGUGGUUACUAAGGAAGACAGGCUCGAAGAUGUUUCGCGCAAAAGCUUUGAAACAGGUUGGUCGAAUGAUCGCAAGAUGCGAGUCACCAGCAAAUGAGUUACAGAGGAGAGGGAAAUGUCUCAACAGUGUGCAACUGAUUGGAUACACUGGAGCUGAUCCUCAGAGUUUUGGUACUGAUUCUCACUCAGGAACAAGGCUAAGCCUAGCUACUACCAGCUAUUACAGAACCAAGGAUGAUAAACUCCACAGUAAGACAUCGUGGCAUAACAUUUCCGUCUUCAAACCCAGUCUACAAGAAAAGGUCAACCUACACGUGAGACGAGGGUCAAGAUUGUUUGUGCAAGGUUCCCUAGAUUACACCUCCUAUGUUGAUCAAGAUGGGCAAAAGAAGUACAGCACCUCCAUCAUUCCAAAUGACAUCAUUAUUCUGAACAGUCGACCCAGUCCAGAAGAAGAGGAAGAUUUCUAGUGUAGCUUUUAGCAAAAUUUGUAAGUCAGUACCCUUCAACACUCAUCUUGAAACCAAGUAGGACUUUACUUAAUGAAAUUUCAGGGGCGGAUCUACCUUUUCGCUAAAGGGGGGUUUGGCUCAGUAACAAAGGGGGAGGGGGUAAUAUUUUUUUAUUACAUAUGGCUUUCUGACAGGCCAAAGGGGGGUUUAAACCCCCUAAACCCUCCCCCUAGAUCCGCUACUGACUUUAGGCAAAAUGUUUGGGUUGAUAAUACCAUGUUUAAAGAACUUCAACAUAAAUUCAACUUUACCUUAGAAGUAACAAAACAGUGUCUAAUUAAAGAAAUUUGUCAUUGCA
Messenger RNA from Nematostella vectensis (starlet sea anemone), 845 nucleotides. RefSeq names its product single-stranded DNA-binding protein 1-A, mitochondrial. Gene Ontology annotation, biological process: positive regulation of helicase activity; mitochondrial DNA replication. Lineage: Eukaryota; Metazoa; Cnidaria; Anthozoa; Actiniaria; Edwardsiidae. Gene Ontology annotation, cellular component: mitochondrial nucleoid. The record is from RefSeq and is a predicted model, not a curated record. The transcript has 6 exons. Gene Ontology annotation, molecular function: single-stranded DNA binding. Bases 65 to 505 code for a protein of 146 amino acids.